GAAGAAACCCCACUUGCCUAGUGGAUACCCCCUAAUCCAAGCCUCACCCGUUUCCACCCCCACUCGCCUGGAUCCGGAGGGUCUCCUAGCUCAUCCUCAUUCUUGCUGCAUAUCAACUCAGUGUUGAAGGCUUCUUUUUGUUUUGUUCCUCCCUCGUUCAUCCUUUCUUGCUUUUUAGAGUAACUACAGCAAAAAGACACUAAGAGCAAAAAUGUCCACAAGAGAGCGCUUCGACUGCCAUUAUUGCAAAGACUCCCUGCUGGGGAAGAAGUACAUCAUGAAGGAGGACACCCAGUACUGCACAAAGUGCUACGAGAAUCUUUUUGCAAACUGCUGCCAGAGCUGCACCCUUCCCAUUGGCUGCAACAGUAAGGACCUGUCCUAUAAGGAUCGCCACUGGCAUGAGGAGUGCUUCAAAUGUGCCAAGUGCAGCCGCUCCCUGGUGGAAAAAGCCUUCGCCGCCAAGGACGAGUUGAUGCUAUGCACCGAGUGCUACUCCAACGACUACUCUUCCAAGUGCACCACCUGCAAGAAGACCAUCAUGCCAGGUUCUCGUAAAAUGGAAUACAAGGGCAAAAGCUGGCAUGAGACGUGCUUCCUGUGCAAUCGCUGCCAGCAGCCUAUCGGAACCAAGUCCUUCAUCCCUAAAGACGACGGCUAUUUCUGCGUGGGAUGCUUCGAGAAACAGUUCGCCUACCAGUGCUGCGCUUGUAAGAAGGCCAUUACCACCGGCGGAGUGACCUACCAAGAAAAGCCGUGGCACCGCGAGUGCUUCCUGUGUAUUAGCUGCAAGAAGCAACUCUCGGGCCAGCGCUUCACCUCCAAGGACAACUACGCUUACUGCCUUGAGUGCUUCAGCGAUCUCUACGCAAAGAAGUGUGUUGGCUGCACUAAGCCCAUCACCAGUCUGGCCGGAGCAAAGUACAUCUCCUUCGAGGAGCGCCAGUGGCACAGCGAGUGUUUCAACUGCGUGCAGUGCUCCGUCUCGCUAGUGGGACGAGGAUUCCUCACCCAACGCGACAACAUGCUGUGCACCGACUGUGGCAGGGAGAAGUGACCUUUCACCCACCUUUGAUAAGGCAGCGCGCCAAGAAGCCAACCUUUCUCAACUCCGAUGCCAAACAACGCCUGAAGAUUUGGUCUUUGCAUGGCUAAUGUGUCAUCUGUCUUAAACAUUGGGACGGUCCUUGACUAGUUCCUUUCGAUUUGUUUGACACAUUGGUUUAAGUUGCUCGCCUUUGUGUAGUACCAAAGUACUGUUUCACAAAGCAGUUUCAAUAAAGCAAAAAGCAUAUGUUGUGCUA
Nerophis ophidion (straightnose pipefish) is the source of this 1304-nucleotide messenger RNA. RefSeq names its product four and a half LIM domains 5 (gene fhl5). Gene Ontology annotation, cellular component: nucleus; Z disc. The coding region runs from base 212 to 1057 and encodes 281 amino acids. Lineage: Eukaryota; Metazoa; Chordata; Actinopteri; Syngnathiformes; Syngnathidae. Gene Ontology annotation, molecular function: transcription coregulator activity. The record is from RefSeq and is a predicted model, not a curated record. The transcript is spliced from 5 exons.